CCUAAUCUAUGAACUAAUUCUAAAUUUCUAACUAGAGAUAAAUCACUCACCUUGAAAUCGGCGUAGAAUUACAAAUCAACUUAACAAGGAAAUCCGGCAAAGAAACCUCCGGCAAAACCUUCGCUAUUUCCCCCGUAUGGCGCGCACGAACAAAGAAGAAAGGCGACGGUGACGAUCGACGAAGUCGGCAACGGAUCGAAGAAGAUCGUGCCCCUGGUUGUUCCUCUCUCUCCAAUUACCGCUGCUAAGUCCGUGAUCAAAAGUAUGAAGCCUGAUGUUGGAUCCGGCGAAUCCGUAGGGUUCGGAGCAAACGAAGGAUGCGAUGUGGGAUCGUAUCGAGGAGAAGUUCUUCAAGGCAAUGAACAAGGACGACUCCUACGUACCCGGGACCAACUCACUUCCAAAUGGAGUCACAUCAACCGUAAAGUCCAAAAGUUUAUCGGAGUUUAUGAGGAAUGCGCCCGAUCCCGGAGGAGCGGGACGAACGAGACCGAUGUUCUCCGGCUUGCCACGACACUGUAUCAAGAUGACUGGCACCAAGGCAAGGUGCCCAUCGAUCUUUGGAGGAUUUUGAGCCGUUUCUCGAAGUGGCAACAACUCAACAAUCUCGACGGCGGAUCGUCAAAGAAAAGAUCCUCCGUCGACGCUGAGAUUGAGGUCGACGACACUAUCGGCUCGUCCGAACAAAUGUCUCCCUUCAUUGUUGCGGAUUCCGAUGACGAUGACCCCAUUCCACGGCUGAUCGGAAGAAAGAAGCCAAAAUCCAUUGCCUCGGGUUCGGGAGGGUCCGGCUCUUUUUCCGUUUCUUCUCGCAACGAAAUCGGUCGGGCAAUGGUUGAACAACUUCGGGUGUUCAAUCUUCGAGAAGAAGAGAGGAUGAAGCUAAAGGAGCAGGAGAUGAAGCGAAAGGAGCAGGAGGACGAGAUCAAAAUCAUGGAAACCGAUCUUUCUACGUUAUCGGGUUUCAAACGGAUGAUCUACGAGCAAAGACAAAGAGAGAUCAAGGCGAAAUAUAAUUUACCUUAGUUUUUUUAUUAAUGUAUCUUUUUUAUUAUUGUCGUUUUUUUAGUUUAAUGAAUAUAUUUUUUUAAAUUUUAAAUUAUUGUCGUUUCAAUUUCUUUAAAUUUAAUGAAUGUAUUUUUUUAUU
Molecule: messenger RNA, 1147 nt
Organism: Cuscuta campestris
Lineage: Eukaryota; Viridiplantae; Streptophyta; Magnoliopsida; Solanales; Convolvulaceae
Source: the annotation of a GenBank genome assembly